UCAGGAAGUAAAGCGUCGGUCUGCAAUAGAAGUGCAACCUUACUUCCCUGGGAAAGUUAUUUAUCGGUACAAGUAUUGGAAAGGAACCGAAAUAUUCGACUUGGAGCUGAUAUCGUUUUAGAGACCUUCGACUGCAGGUGUAAUUAAUAAUAUGGCUGCAGACUGGCUGGGAAGUUUGGUGUCGAUCAACUGUGGACCUACACUCGGUGUAUACCAGGGAGAAGUGUCUGCGGUGGACCAGGGUAGUCAAACUAUCUCAUUGAGGCAUCCUUUCCACAAUGGCGUCAAGUGUCUGGUUCCUGAGGUCACUUUCAGCGCCAUAGACAUCAAGGAUCUUAAGAUUUUGGAGAUCCGAAAUGGCAGCCAGGGCGGCAGACUCAACCAGGUCAGUGUGGUUGAUUUGGGCCCCCCAUCUGCGGGAAACCAGGAGCAGGCCAGCGGCAGAGGCAGCGGGACCCCAGCUAGCAGUGCUCCAGUGGCAGUGCCACGUAAAACAGAACUGACGUUGCUGGAGGAGAGGAGCUCGCUGCCUCAGCCGCAGUGCUCCAAGAGUUAUGGGGAGCGUCGCAGCGAGGCAUUGGGGCAGGCCAAAGGCCCCCAACAGAGACGCAACUCCUGGUCUUCGAGUUGCAGGGGCCCAAGUCAGGCCACACCCAAGAAGAAUGGGAUGAAGAGCAGCGGCGGACCGGCAAAGAACAAAGACAGCGAGUGCUUUGGUGACGGCGUGGACGAAGGCCUCGGAACAGACUUUGACUUUGAGGGCAACCUGGCGCUGUUUGACAAAGCGGCCGUCUUCUCCCAGAUCGACACGUCGGAGCGCCGUGCCGGCGGGCCCCGUUCCCGCGGGGGGCCUGGCGAGCGGACGCCAUCCCGCUAUCGCCACGACGAGAACAUCCUAGAGGGAAAGCCUGUCAUCUACCGGCAGAUAACUGUGCCACAGCCGGGGGGAGUAGAGUACUGCACCGACUCAGGGUUGGUGGUGCCCAGCGUGACGUACGACCUGCACAAGCGCCUGCUGUCCAUGGCGGAGCGGAGCGGCCUCACGUUGGAGCGCCGCUUGGAGAUGACUGGUGUGUGCGCCAGCCAGAUGGCGCUGACGCUGCUGGGUGGGCCCAACCGGUUGACCCCCAAGAAUGUGCACCAGCGCCCCACGGUGGCACUGCUGUGUGGCCCCCACGUGCAGGGUGCCCAGGGUGUCAGCUGUGGACGACAUCUGGCCAACCACGAGGUGGAGGUCAUCCUCUUCCUGCCCAACUUUGUCAAAAUGAUAGAGGCCAUCACUAAUGAGUUGACCCUCUUCAAUAAAACGGGAGGCAAACAAGUGUCCAGCAUCAAAGACCUACCCGAGAGCCCAGUAGACCUGGUCAUCAACUGCCUCGACUGUCAUGAAAAUGCCUUCCUCAGGGACCAGCCGUGGUACCGGGCUGCCGCAGACUGGGCCAACCAGAACCGAGCCCCUGUGUUGAGCAUCGACCCGCCGGUGAGCGGGCAGGACCAAGCGGUGGAGGCCAAGUGGUCCCUCUGUCUGGGCCUGCCCCUGUCGCUGGCCGAGGGGGCAGGCCGGGUUUACCUAUGUGACAUUGGCCUGCCUCAGCAAAUAUUCCAGGAAGUCGGCAUCAGUUAUCACUCGCCGUUUGGCUGCAAGUUCGUCAUUCCCCUGCACUCUUCAUAGCAGGUCUCGUGACUGAACCAGGCCUGUAGGGUGUGACAAUGGUUCAUUUGGAGAUUGUAGCUAUGGAUUUCACCAAAUAUACUCCACGACACUUGGGUAAAAGAAUAUCUAAUGGGUUUUUGCCAUUCAGUAGAGUAGAGGUCAGAACUCUCCCGCCCCCCUGAGAUUUGUAGGGGUCUAGGAUCCACGCAUUUUAGACCUCUACUGGUGCUCUAUUCUGCUAGAGACUAAGCUGGACCCAGUUUAUGUCAUGCUAAUUAUGGUCUAGGAUUCAUGUGGUCAUGGAAAUGAAGAAGGCAUGGUCCUUUUGAGGUGGAGCCAACGUUGAGAGUUGAAGUCCCUGUUGUGUGAAGCCAGUCACAAGCCGUUGGAGAGCUUUGUGAAAACUAUAAAUGUGGAAGGAGGAUGUUCUGCUGUUGUUCUACACAAAACAUGUGGCUGUGUUUUUGAGUUUAUAUUUUGAAAUGAUUUAUAGUGUUAUUCUGGCUUUAAAAGGAAGGAAUGUCUGAUUUUGUAAGGCUUUCGAUAUCACUCUUCUGUCUGCUACGAUUGCACUGUGAGCUGAAACCUGAGGCAUUAUCUGCCUUGUAAUGACUGCCACCCAGCCUGUGUUUCACUCGUUUGAACUUUGCCUCCCACAUUUUGGAAGAUUUCUCUCCGCCGGCCAACAUAAAGCAAAAUCGAGACUGGUGAUGGAAAGCAAUGUCCUUCCAGGUUUUGCAAAAGUUAAUUGCAGCACUGCUUCAAUUCUGCCUUACAGUGGCUGACAUGCAAACUGCACAGUGUGAGUUUCCAGUGAAAGCCCUACAUCACUAGUUUAUCGUUUAUCGGUAGCUGCAGUCUCUGACCGUCAAAGUUGGAAUAGAUAGGAGUUAUUUUGCAGGAAUGCUGAAUAUACUCCCAAGCUAAAUUGGGGCAGGGGUGCCAUUUUUUUUAAAUUUAAUACUGUGCGGUUAUUCUCAGCCUUAAAUGUUUAAGUGAUUUUUUUUUAACUAACAUUUGUAUCAUUUUGUUUCUAUCCUUUUUCAUACAUAAUACAGUAUUGUUUACUCAGGAAAAGCCACGGAUUGCUUCCUUGCUGGAAAGGUUCUACUCCAUUAAUUAAAACUAGCAUUUGUUUCAUUACCACAGUGGUUUGCAGGUAAAUCUGUCACUUUUGAUCCCUGUUCCUUUCAGUUUACUUAUUGACCCUUGUAUUUGUCAAAAGGUUUAUUGUCAUCUGACAUGUUUGUCCCCCUUUCUGGCUGCGCUGAAAUGUUUCCCUUGGAAUCAUUUGCUUCUCUGGGUACAAACAUUCGGUGUCUCUCUAUCUGUCCAUGUGGAACUGUUUGCCUUCCCUGUUCUCUGUCUCUUGUUUGUUCAGUUCUAAUCUGAGGUCCGCAGGGCUAGUUUGUCAGUCAGGAGCAAAGUCGUUUGCAGCUGUUAAGUCAUCGUUAGCAGUCUUCUCUGUUUGCCCAUUCAAUGACAGUGUCUGGAUAUUUUCUAGAGGAAAUGACCCGUUUUUACUUUUUCCACAAGACACAGGGUACAGGGCCGAUGCAUUUGUCUUGUCUUUCUGGCUUACCAGUCUCACCCUGAUUCAGUCAGGCUCUGAUGUUACCAUUGGUUUUCCCCAUUAUGAGUUUAGCAUUUUGAAGCUACGGACAUUUCAUUAGUAGCUUGUUCUCAGGGCCUAAUUAUUCUGGAUUGAAGUAAUGGUCUCAUGGCUCUGCGGCCUUGAAAGCAUUUAUUACUUGUAACACUCUGGUUUUAAACAUGUUUAUCAGCAAGACUGGUCUUUCAGGGUCUCUGCUGUUUAUGCUCCGGUGAGAGGGCAGCAGCUGUGGAUUCUGUACAAGAACCUUUUUGACAGGUGCUUCCUUUGUAGCACUGUAUGUUGUUGGGAGUAAGAAAAGCAGAGCAGCCACAAUUAUUACUGAGAGCGAGUUAAACAGCAGGUACUGCAAAGAGCAACCAUACACUUGAUUAAUAUUCUGUGAAUGUCGAGGCUUCAUGGCUUUCAUGCACUAAAAAAUGUGGUCCUCCAGGGUUUGGUGAAAUUCAGCUGUGCCAUUUUUUUAUCAUUGCAGUUUUCACUUAAAGGUGAUAAUGAUCAAUUCAUUUCCAUGCUUUUUUGUUCAUUUUAAUGUAUUUUUUGUGUAAUUUUGGGGUCCCUUGUGAACUCAGUGAUGGUGUAAGGGAUGCUGUUUGCUGCAGGCCUUCCUGUAAAAUGGAGGAAACAUGUGAACUAAACUGUUAGUGAAUAGAUGUAGGGGGAGGGUCAACCAGUGUUACUGAACAUUAUAGAGCCUAUGGUGGAGGUUUGAGUUGCAAAUAAAGGAGUUCUGUUUCUGGAAAA
This is a messenger RNA of Brienomyrus brachyistius, 4010 nucleotides long. RefSeq names its product enhancer of mRNA decapping 3 homolog (S. cerevisiae) (gene edc3). Lineage: Eukaryota; Metazoa; Chordata; Actinopteri; Osteoglossiformes; Mormyridae. The coding region runs from base 152 to 1672 and encodes 506 amino acids. The record is from RefSeq and is a predicted model, not a curated record. Gene Ontology annotation, molecular function: mRNA binding. The transcript is spliced from 7 exons. Gene Ontology annotation, cellular component: P-body. Gene Ontology annotation, biological process: P-body assembly; deadenylation-independent decapping of nuclear-transcribed mRNA.